Alternaria rosae is the source of this 871-nucleotide messenger RNA. RefSeq lists its product as uncharacterized. The transcript has a single exon. The record is from RefSeq and is a predicted model, not a curated record. Bases 186 to 812 code for a protein of 208 amino acids. NCBI's taxonomy places the organism in Eukaryota, Fungi, Ascomycota, Dothideomycetes, Pleosporales, Pleosporaceae.
GUCUCAACAGUCUCAUCGCUAUAUAUCAUCAUAUUUUCGAGGCAUAGUAGUUGUUGUAUAUUCAACGCACCGCCACAUCGCCUCCUAUCUAGCACUACAUAUAAGCAAAGAGCUUCACCAUUCAUCUGAACUCUCACCGAUCGAUUCGAAUCGAUUAUCCUUCCCCUACACAAACAUACACCAUCAUGUCUCCUAUACCAGUAGACAACAACCUCGUCGCAGACACCGACCUUCCUUCGAAAGUCUACUCAGGGUACUGGACAAAAGCCAACAUCGCCCUCACCGUCGUCUUCGGCCUCAUCUUCCUCGCCAUCAUCCUCGCCUGCCUAAUAUUUUAUCUUCACCGCCGCAGCGAAAAGAAAAAGCUCGACAACCGCAAAUCAGACACAGCCGGACUCCUCGCCAACGAAGACAAAACAAGCAUGUUCAGCCGCGUCCGCGCAAGCAGCGUCACACUAUAUGUCGACUCGGAAGCGGACGCGCGCAACAAGAGAUCGAGCACGGAUACCAUGCAUCUCGUUCCGCUGCAGGUCACGCCUAGUGAGGAAGCUAGCGAUCCCAUCGGCGGCAAUACAGAGAGCUCGGGUACGGGUGUUAGUUCGAUGAGCCGCCAGAGCAACGGUACGCUUAGUACUAUGGUACUCAGUCCCAUAUCGCCGAGUGGUGACGAGGGUGACUUGAGUUUACGGCCGGCACCCACAGGGCGCGCACGCAGUACGAGUACGGCGAGUCAACGGGCACGGUACUACGAGUCGACGCCUACGAUUGCGAUGCCACAGAUUCCGAAGAUCAUUCACACGACGUCGGAGUAGAGAAUCAGCCUCUAUGGAUACACGUUGUUGGUAUUGAGGGGGAGGGCAGGUUACGAGUU